Schistosoma mattheei is the source of this 1499-nucleotide messenger RNA. NCBI's taxonomy places the organism in Eukaryota, Metazoa, Platyhelminthes, Trematoda, Strigeidida, Schistosomatidae. The record is from the annotation of a GenBank genome assembly.
CUAUGAGUGGUUUACGUGUAGUAUACAUGGCUGAGUGGGAACCUAAUUCUGAUAACUGUAAUCUACCAUCCAGUUUACUCAAUGAGGCUCUUGCAGCAGAGGACAGCGGCUUUUUGGGCGUUGAUCUCUUGCUCACUUGUCAGUGGCCGAAACACGUUAAUAAACUAACUCUAUAUGAACUCCCUGACGGUUGUCAGCAAUGUAUUGACUCUUCCUCGAUUUUAAUUUCGCGAUUGGCUUAUCUCACUCGACCAAGGUACCAUUUUUCAUGUGGUAACGGAGUGUAUUACGAAAGGUCACCAUACAGAAAUCACCGUGUUUUACAAGAAAAAGCUUGUCAUACUACACGUUUUAUAUCAUUGGCAGAUGUGAAAAAUGAACGUAACCAGAAGUAUUUAUAUGCUCUCAAGUUAAUCCCGAUUGAUAAAAUGGAUCAUCAGGAUUUAAUAAAUCAACCUCCAGACGUAACAGAAAAUCCAUAUCGCGAAUUUGUUGACCAUAAACAUUCUUUAGAUAGAGAAACAGAGGUACAAACUGAGCAAUACUUUUAUAACAUGAAUACCAACGAAAAAUCAGGAAAUCUUACGAAAAAAGGCACUCUUCAAAAGCGCAAAAUAAACACUAAUACAUUGGAAGACACAGAUUACAACAAAAGACAACUUGUUGAUAAAAAUGAUACCAGUGAGGAAAGUUUUCAAGAGAAAAUCGACAAAAACAGAAGUCAUGCAGCUUGUUGGUUUUGUUUAGGUAAUCCACAAGUGAAAAAACAUUUAAUUGUUAGUAUUGGUACUCAAGCUUAUGUAGCAUUACCACGUGGUCCUAUCGUACCUGACCAUGCAUUAAUUUUGACUAUUGGUCAUCAUCAAAGCUGGAUUUCUUGUCCAGAAUAUGUUCGUUCGGAAAUUGAAGAAUAUAAAUCCCGGUUAAAACGUAUGUAUGCUGCACAAGAUAAAGCGAUGGUAACAUUUGAACGAAAUUUGAAAACCCAACAUUAUGAACUUCAAGUUGUUCCUGUACCAUUUUCAGUUGCAGCGGAGGUGAAACAAGUAUUUCUCGAGCUAUCUGCCAAUACUGAUUUUAGUCCAUGCGAACUAAAACCAGUUCCUCGACGGACAGAAUUAGAUGAGAUUUGUAGGGUUGGAAUUCCCUACUUUUUUGUUGAACUCCCUACUGGUGAGAAACUUUUUGGACGAAUUCCAAAAGAUCGUAUUUCCAGUGCGAACUUACAAUUUGGUCGUAUUGUUCUAACAGAUCCACGUAUUUUAAAUUGUCCAGAAAAAGCCGACUGGCAUGAUUGUAUAGAUGAGGAAGAUGAAGAAACUGAUUUAGCUAAACAUUUUCGAAAAAUGUUUUCACCAUUUGAUGUCAAUGAUGAUGAUAAUGAUAUUGAAUAAACAGAACCAAUUUUUAAAGAAAAUCUUUUUUCCAACAGCAUUUUGUUUUAUUUUUUUUAAAAAGAACGAAUUAUUCAUUCUCUAAACUACCAUCUUCAUAUGUCU